UUGACAUAUGGCGGGAGAACUUUAGCAGCAGGCCAGCUAAGAAUAGAACGUAUCCGGAUUUAAUCGGCUUCAACCGCGCUGAAACAGAAUGGGAAUAAGUCGUUUAUAUAAGCAAGUUUGUGUGAGAAGCCAGGCAUACCUGAUUUAUCGUUCUUGUUCUACAGUCAGCCAAAUGGAGGAACUACCAAAAGAGAAAACUGUUCAACUAAGGAAUAAAUAUAUUGGUGAGGCCUGCCAGGUAUUCUUUGCUGACAACCCUUUGAAAAUCACUAAAGCCUCGGGCCAGUAUAUGUUUGAUGAAAAGGGAAACAAAUACCUUGACUGCAUCAACAAUGUUUGUCACGUUGGACAUUGUCACCCAGAAGUGGUUGAAGCAGGGUACCGUCAAAUGAAAACACUCAACACCAACAGCCGGUUCCUUCAUGACAACAUCGUAAGACUUGCAGAACAAAUCUCAGCAACACUACCAGAAGAACUCAAUGUGGUCUACUAUGUCAAUUCUGGAUCUGAAGCAAAUGAUCUUGCCCUGAGACUAGCUAAACACUACACAAAGAACACUGAAUUUAUCACACUUGAUCAUGCCUACCAUGGACACGUGAUAUCAAUAAUAGAUAUCAGUCCCUACAAGCUGAGGGUUCAAAAGGAUGGGGUGCAAACAUGUCCCACUCAUGUCUAUGUGGCCCCUUGCCCGGACAGGUACCGGGGCCUGUACAUGGACUGUGACCACCCUGGGGAGGACCUAGGGGAGAAGUACGCCAAUGAGGUGCGGGACAUCUGCAAGGUCAUUCUAGGUCGUGGCAAGAAUGUGGCGUGCUUCAUUGCCGAGUCCAUGCAGAGCUGUGGUGGGCAGGUCGUCUACCCUCCGGGCUAUCUCAAGCAAGUGUAUCGACAUGUUCGUGCUGCAGGAGGAGUGUGUAUUGCAGAUGAAGUUCAGGUUGGUUUCGGUCGAGCUGGAUCACAUUUCUGGACAUUCCAAACUCAAGGAGUUGUUCCUGACAUUGUGACUAUGGGCAAGCCUAUGGGAAAUGGCCACCCUGUUGCAGCUGUUGUCACUACAAAGAAAAUCUCCGCAGCUUUCAAACAGAGUGGAAUGACCUAUUUUAACACUUAUGGAGGUAAUCCUGUGUCUUGUGCCAUAGCUUUGUCGGUAUUGAAUGUCAUACAAAAAGAGAACUUGCAGACGAAUGCUCUUGAGACUGGCAACUACCUGCUGCAAAGGGGCAGAGAGUUGAUGAGCAAGCAUGACAUGAUUGGGGACUGUAGGGGCCUGGGCUUGUUUCUAGGCUUUGACCUUGUCCGUGACAGGAAGACACGUGAACCUGCCUAUAACGAGGCACAGUAUGUUUUGAAAAGGAUGAAAGAGGACUUCAACAUUCUCAUGAGCUCUGAUGGCCCUUACGACAACAUUCUGAAGAUGAAACCUCCUAUGUGCUUCAGCAAGGAGAACUGCGACCAAGUGAUUUCUGCCCUGGAUAAGAUCCUCUCUGGUAUGGGCGACAGAAAGUUUGAGCCCAGCCACCGAUGGUCAGUGGUGGACGUUUUUAGACCAGCAAGUGGGGCAAUGAAUCUGAAAGCUGCUUUGUAACGUGACAACGGCCUCAUGACUUAUCUGGCCUGGGCCCAUAUUCACCAACCCAUUCUCAGACUGAAGACUAACAAAUAUUCAUAGAAAUACAUUGGGAUUUGCCUGUGAACUGGCAAUCAUAUUUUUUGUUGCCUGUAUCCUUUAUUAAUUUUUAUAAAUCGAGAAUCAUGAAAUUACAGGACUGGUGCUAAGGGCAAUAUGGUUUUAAACAUUUAUCACUUUUAGAAGUUUAAGAAUAUUCUUAAUUAUUAUUUUUAAGUCUCCUGAUUGGUUGGUGUAUAUUGACCUUGCACUCUGAUUGGUUGAUGUAUAUUGACCAUGCACUCUUUGUCUGAGAUCUUUUACUUUGAAUGGAGUUAUUGGUUAUGGAGUUAUAUUUAAAAUUGUGUAAGCUUUGUUUUGAAAGCUUCAUGUAUAGAUAUUUAUUUUUGCUUGAGAAUUUAAGCUAUUCAAUGCAAAUUUCAUCACACAUAUUAAGUUAUAUUUGUAUAUUUGUACUACAAAAAUGUAAUCUACAUUUGUGUAAUAUGAAAUAAGUUUUUACCGGUAAAUAACGAUGAUGUUAUUUAUAUAUGCACCCUUUAGAUGAAUUAUAAUUGCAUAAGUUUUGUGGUUUAAAUAUUUCAUACAAAAGUGUAAGUGCAUUUUAAACCGUGGCUAAAUCUUAAUUGGUGCAUUGUUUAUGAUAUUAUGGGUCUUAACAGAUUGUUGGUACUCUUGUUUUUGAUAUAUGUGUUAAUUCUUUUAGUGUAUUGAUUGUUUACAUAAUUCUUGAUGUUGCGUUUUCUUCUAUUUCUGAUUUACACAUCUGGCAUGUAGCCGGGAAAAAUCACCUCAGGAAUCCAUUUAAAUCACAAUGUAAGGGAAUAGUUUGGCAGCAAUCAUAUAGGAAAGGAUAAAGACCUCAGUACAAAUACAAAUUGUAUAUAUUUGUUUUUAAAAAUUAGUGGUUUCUUGCAUGGUCUGAUUGUUUUAAAACUUGAUGUUAACUCUCUUUUGUAAAUGGUUACUCUGUUAAUUCAAGUAUCUGGUAAUAUAGGGAAAAUGAGUAAUACUGAUGAUCACGGGUGCUUUACAUGCUUCUGAUGAUAAAUAAAUUAAACAAUCUGCA
Messenger RNA from Dreissena polymorpha, 2696 nucleotides. RefSeq names its product 5-phosphohydroxy-L-lysine phospho-lyase-like. The coding region runs from base 89 to 1585 and encodes 498 amino acids. The record is from RefSeq and is a predicted model, not a curated record. Gene Ontology annotation, cellular component: mitochondrion. Lineage: Eukaryota; Metazoa; Mollusca; Bivalvia; Myida; Dreissenidae. The transcript has 10 exons. Gene Ontology annotation, molecular function: pyridoxal phosphate binding; transaminase activity.